UAUAUUGUACAAUUGGGCAAGUACUUCCAUAUGGCAUAUACGAUGGGCCCCGUUGGUGCAGCUUCGCAUGUUGGCCCACCGGACUCCCCUCUAGCUCAAGGAAGGCAAAAACGGGGGGCACGCUUCUAGCCGUCAACAAGGUGGUGUGGGAAUUUGGGGAGUUUGAGUAUUGAGAAGAAAAUGGCGGCAACGAAAGAGGGGAAGCUGGUGUACAACAUAUACAGGGCGCUCAGCUUCGGUGCAGCGCCGGUGCUGAAUCUUUACCUACGGUUUCGCAGAUUCCGUGGCCGUGAACAUCCUCACCGCUGGACCGAGCGUCUUGGCCGUCCCUCUCUCCCUCGUCCCCUUGGCCCUCUCCUCUGGUUUCACGCCGUCUCUCUAGGUGAAGGAAUGGCCGCGAUUCCUAUAAUCAAACAAUGCAUAAAGCAAAGACCGGAUUUGAACAUUUUGAUGACAACUACAACAGCGUCUGCAUUCGAAGUAAUAAAUAAACGGCUUCCUAGUGGUGUAAUAUAUCAAUUUGCACCACUUGAUACCCUGACAGCGGUCAGAGCUUUCGUCGACUAUUGGAAACCGAAUGCGAUCAUCCUUAUAGAGAGUGAAUUAUGGCCAAAUCUUAUCAUGACUGCUUCGGCAAAUGGUAUCGUGCUGGCACUGUUAAAUGCUCGUAUGUCUGCAAAAUCCUUUAAGCAUUUUUCAGGGCCCGUGCUUCUUCCACUUAUUUCGCUGAUGCUUUCAAAGUUUUCUUUGAUUGUUCCAUUGAGCAAUAUGCAGGCAAUCCAAUUUCAGCUACUACAAGCCCCUCCUUGUGUCAUCAACUUUUCCGGUGACUUGAAAUGUGUGGUGGAAGAUUUUGAUGUUUCUGAGGGGGAGCUGAGAAGUAUAGAAGAUCUGAAGUUAGAGCUCGCCCACAGGCAGGUCUGGAUGGCUUCUUCCAUACAUAGGGGUGAAGAAGAAAUAAUGCUAGGAGUUCAUAGAGAGCUCACGAAAAUACAUCCAGAUAUGGUCACUAUACUUGUACCUCGAGUUCCACGACAUGGACUAGAGAUCACUCAAGAAUUGCGGAAAAAAGGGCAAAAUGUAGCGUUGAGGUCUCGACAUGAAAAGCUUGUGGCAGGAACUAAUAUAUAUGUCGUGGACACAUUAGGCGAGUUGAGGCUCUUGUAUGGGUUAACACCAAUAGCUGUAGUUGGAGGUUCGUUCUUACCAGGUUUAGCUGGCCAUAACAUUUUAGAAGCCGCUGCAGCUGGCUGUGCUGUUUUGACUGGUCGUCAUAUUGGCCAUUUCUCACAGAUGGUACUUGAAAUGCAACAGUUAAAUUCUUUGUCUGUUCUCCAGGUUUUUGGCAAAUUGGAGCUCGUGAAUGCGCUCAAGGAGCUAUUCAGUGAUGCUAAAGUUCUGGAAGCACGUCGAAUGGCUGCAAAACAAGCAUACCAUUCUCUGUCCAGCGGUAUUGUUUCCAGUGUUUGGAAUCUACUGAAUUCGCAUGUUUUCAAACGGGUUGCUUUGUUAGAAGAUCCAUCGCUCCAAUUUUCGCGUUUUGAAAGCUUCACGCUGAGAUAUAAUCUUCUCGUGGCAAUCACGGUGUUGGGGUCUAGUGGCCAAGCAAACAUUUUGAUCUACUUGUUUUUUAGAACUGCAAGCUUGGGAGCUCAAAAACAUUGAACAAUGGAGAAGGUUCAAGAUGCAAUGUCUCUUCCUACAAACAAUUUUAUUACCAAAAAAAAAAAGUGCUCGGUCUCUCGGGCUGACGUUGGACAAGUCGUACACCCAGAAAAAAAUGAGAUGAAUUGGGGAAGUGAAGAAACAGAGAGACCAUCAAGGCAAAAUGCAGUCAGAUUAGCUAAAUUGCCUGAAUAUACUCACAUGCCAGUAAUCCAAACACCAAGUGAUGCCAAGGAUGAAUAAGCAGUCUCAGAUUCGGCUUUUAUUUGGCCCCAGAAACAUCUCAAACCUGAAAUCCCUGCGCACUCUUUCAUUUCCAAUGAUCCACCACGAGGGAAUGAUAAAACAUGAGAGAACAGUAAUAGUAAAUAACGACAAUGAAAAUAACACUAAUAAUAAUAAUAAUAAUGUAGCAGUACACUACUUUUGUCCACUUGCUGCUGAGUUGGUGGAGAGAGAAUUGAAUGAUGACAUUCUGGCACAAAAUUAAAACGCCAAUUCCGCCUUCAAUUUCUCCCCUCCUCCCUUUCUAAUGGCAUGUUUGGUAAGAAAAGGGCAAACCGAAACAUAAUGAAACCUAAAAAGGAAAUUAAAGCUGAGUCAUUUUCUUCGCUUUGUGCGACAGCAUUACUAUACUCGUGAAGACUGAAGAGGAAGGCUGAGAAAACUGGCCUGGGCGUGUACCACCAAUGAGCCCACCAUGUGGCAUUUGAAAAUCAAGAAAACUAUCACAAAACAAAAGCACUUUGGAUUUGGAUCGUCCAGCUGGAAAAGUCACAAGUGUUCCUUCCACUUUCAGGGUUUUCACUGCCACUGCGUGGUCAACCUGUGUCAAAGUCUCAAAAUUGCUUAGUUUUUUUUUUUUUUUUUUUUUUUGAGUAGCUUGUUUUGAAAUGUGAAGGGAUGUAACUCCUCGUUUCAAGAUUAGAGGCAGGCCCCAGUAGGCUGUAGGUGAUCUACAAUUAAGCCCAUGAAUGAGUAUUGUCAUUCUUGUCAAAUAUAGAUUAAUUGGGUUUUGGAA
This is a messenger RNA of Carya illinoinensis, 2686 nucleotides long. RefSeq names its product probable 3-deoxy-D-manno-octulosonic acid transferase, mitochondrial. Gene Ontology annotation, biological process: lipid A biosynthetic process. Gene Ontology annotation, cellular component: plasma membrane. Gene Ontology annotation, molecular function: transferase activity. The transcript has 14 exons. Lineage: Eukaryota; Viridiplantae; Streptophyta; Magnoliopsida; Fagales; Juglandaceae. The record is from RefSeq and is a predicted model, not a curated record. Bases 181 to 1665 code for a protein of 494 amino acids.